Molecule: messenger RNA, 2113 nt
Organism: Oryza sativa Japonica Group (Japanese rice)
Lineage: Eukaryota; Viridiplantae; Streptophyta; Magnoliopsida; Poales; Poaceae
Source: RefSeq, a predicted model, not a curated record
AGGUGCGGAGGUAGCCACCUCUCUUUCCGCACGCUCCCGUCCCCACCGCUCUUAUCCGCUUCUCUCCCCGUGCCCUCUCCCGCUUCUUCCCCGCGCGUAGCCACGCACGCCUCACCGCGCCCCCCUUCUCCGGCUCCGCCGCGCGUUCUACUUCUACCGUUACCGCCCGCGGCAACAACAGCUAGGUAGAUACACGUCGCGCGUUCGAGCCUAAGGUACCUGCUCUCUCGCGCGCGCCACCGAUGGCGUGCCUCGCGCCGCAGCUCAAGUGGCCCCUUUCCACCCGCGCGGCGGCGUUCCGGGAGCACGGCGGCGCCGGAAUCGGCGGGUUCCGUACCGUUAGGCUCCACUGCGCGGUGUCCACCACCGCGCUGGUAGAGGCCGAGAGCUCGGAUUCCUUGGCCCCCGGGGCGAGGCGUCUCGUCGUCUACGACGGAGCCGUCGCGCCGCCGCCUCUUCCGGGAGGUUUCGGUGAGGCGAUUCUCAACCAAGAAGCCGUGGUGGCGGCCGCAGCGGCGGAGGCCGUCGCUCUAGCAAGGGCAGCGGCGGAGGUCGCCGGAGAGGUCGUCCGGAUGUCGCAAACCGAGCAACGGCACCGGCCUGACUUCGUCACGACGCACGACACGGAGGACAACUACUUGGCCAGAGAGAUCCUCCGCGCCGAGGCGGGAUUGGGGGCGAGGUACGCCGAUGCCUGUCUGUCGGAGGAUGCGGGGUUCUCCAGUAUCUUCAGCGAUGAAUCCGAGGUAGAUGACGAUGAGCAGUGCGUCCAGGGCGUGGCUGUGAAAUCGGUGCGCCAGUCCGAGAGGAGAGCUCGGAGGGUGAGGGCGGCGAUGAAGGCGGCCAAAUCGUUCAGCGGCCGGAAUCCCGUCGCGGCGUCGUCGUCGGCGAGGAAGAAGAGGUUGAAGGGUUGCCGGAGUCCUCUCGGCUGCUUCUACAAGAUGACCGGCCGGAGGCUUCUGACAGCAAAACAAGAAGUUGAGUUCUCACAAGGCAUUCAGGAUCUCCUGAAGUUGGAAGCUAUCCAAAAGGAGCUUGCUCACUACAACGGCGGUGAACCAACCUUCUCACAGUGGGCAGAAGCAGCUGGAACUGACGAGAACACUUUGCGAAAACGUCUGAACUAUGGAAUUUCCUGCAAGAACACGAUGGUAAAGUCUAACGUGAGACUUGUAAUCUCAAUUGCUAGAGAGUUUGAAGGUCCUGGAAUGGAAUUUUCUGAUCUUAUUCAGGAAGGAAUACAGGGCCUUGUACGAGGCGCUGAAAAGUUUGAUGCUUCAAAGGGUUUUCGAUUCUCUACAUACUCUCACUGGUGGAUCAAACAAGCAAUACGCAAAUCCGUUUUAGAACAAACCCAGAUUAUUCGCUUGCCGGCACACAUGGCCGAAGCAAGUUCCCGGGUGAAGGAAUGCCGACGGCGGCUCCGCCGGCAGCUGAAGAGGCUACCCACCAACGAAGAGAUCGCAUCCGACACCGGCAUGCCGCUCAGGCGCGUCGAGGCGGCGAUGAGCCUCCCAAAAUACACCGUUUCCCUCACCAGCAAGGUCGGGUGCACUGACAUGACAUACCAGGAGAUCACGCCGGACACGAGCACGGAGACGGCGGAGGAGAUGCUGCACCGGUGGCUGAUGAAGGAAGACGUGGACAGGGCGCUGGACGGGCUGAGCCCGCGGGAGAGGCAGGUGAUCAGGUACAGGUUCGGGAUGGACGACGGCCGGCUGCGGACGCUGCACGACAUCGGUCGGCUGAUGGGGGUGAGCAGGGAGAGGAUCCGGCAGAUCGAGCUGGUCGCGUUCCGGAAGCUCAGGGGCAGGAAGAAGGUUCAGUCGCUGCAGCAUUAUCUGCAGCCUGUGGAGAGCUGGUAGCUAGCCAUGCAUGCGUGUGCUGCCUAGUUACCACUUACCACCACAUUGCCAUCUUCUUUUUGGAAGGGUUAUUAACCUGUACGAGUAACUGUUAAUCCUUACGUAUGAGUAUGUAACACACGUGUAAAGAAAGGAGAUCCAAACAUUUGUUUUGUAACAACAUACUGGUAUAGCUAUUGCCGGAAGCAAAGAACGCAACAUAGUUGCUUCAAGAGAAAGAGGGCCAUCAAGCCAGCAGAUUUAACUCA